This is a messenger RNA of Hevea brasiliensis (rubber tree), 1053 nucleotides long. Its product is annotated as phosphomethylethanolamine N-methyltransferase-like. The transcript is spliced from 6 exons. NCBI's taxonomy places the organism in Eukaryota, Viridiplantae, Streptophyta, Magnoliopsida, Malpighiales, Euphorbiaceae. The record is from RefSeq and is a predicted model, not a curated record. The coding region runs from base 36 to 875 and encodes 279 amino acids.
UUUCUCAAAGUCUCAUGUGAAUUAGUUUGCUGACAAUGCGGAGUGAUGUUUGCAUUUUACAGAUAUGUUGGAUAUGGCAGAAAGUACGUUCACAAGAUGAUAAGGGGUUCCAGCAAUUCUUGGAUAAUGUUCAAUAUGAAUCUAAUGGCAUCCUACUCUACGAGCGUGUCUUUGGACAAGGUUAUGUGAGCACAGGAGGAAUUGAAACAACUAAAGAAUUUGUGGCAAAGCUGGAUCUUAAGCCUGGUCAGAAAGUUCUAGAUGUUGGAUGUGGUAUUGGAGGAGGUGACUUUUACAUGGCUGAGAACUUUGGUGUGGAAGUUGUUGGCAUUGAUCUCUCCAUCAAUAUGAUUUUAUUUGCCCUCGAAUGUGCCACUGGACUCAAAUGCACUGUUAAGUUUGAAGUUGCUGACUGCACAAAGAAGACAUAUCCUGACAACACAUUUGAUGUUAUCUACAGCCGUGACACUAUUCUGUACAUUCAAGACAAACCUGCAUUGUUUAGAUCAUUCUUCAAAUGGUUGAAGCCUGGGGGUAAAGUUCUUAUUAGUUAUUAUUGCAAGAGUGCUGGUAGUCCAUCACCGGAAUUUGCGGAGUAUAUUAAGCAGAGAGGAUAUGAUCUUCAUGAUGUAGAAGCAUAUGGGCAGAUGCUUAGGGAUGCUGGUUUUGAUGAUGUCAUUGCAGAGGACAGAACUGAUCAGUUCAAUCAAGUGCUGCAACGGGAAUUAAAUGCUGUUGAGAAGGGGAGGGAUGAAUUCAUCCAAGACUUUUCUGAAGAAGACUAUAACGACAUAGUUGGUGGAUGGAAGGCAAAGUUGAUCAGGAGUUCAUCCGGUGAGCAGCGUUGGGGCCUGUUUAUUGCAAAGAAAAAUUGACUCAUCACAUGCUCUACUUCUUAAAUAAAUGUUCUGAGCGAUGAAACGUAUCUUUGAUCAUUGUAUGACUCAAGUCCAUGGCUGAAGUCUGAACUUAAAACUAUUCUAGCAUUUUCAUGUCUUAAUAAAACUAUCCAUUCAUUGAGACAUAAGUAUAAUCCAAUUGAGAAUGCACCAG